This is a messenger RNA of Pomacea canaliculata, 777 nucleotides long. RefSeq lists its product as uncharacterized. The transcript is spliced from 6 exons. The record is from RefSeq and is a predicted model, not a curated record. NCBI's taxonomy places the organism in Eukaryota, Metazoa, Mollusca, Gastropoda, Architaenioglossa, Ampullariidae. Bases 271 to 777 code for a protein of 168 amino acids.
AUACGCUCAUGGUGGUAACAGCAGGAGCUAUAGGUCUCAGUUGCCUUUAUGACCUUCACGACUAUUGACGUGUCCUUCUUCUGACAGUCACAGUUCUAGCAGGUACUUGUCAACGUGAGGUCUAUCGUCUUUUUGAUCUCAAACACCAGUGAGAAGUCUUCCUGCAGAACCAGUUCUCCUUCCUUCCUGCUGGCUUAACCUCAAGGUGAUCGCCUAUCGACAACAGUUCCCAUUUCCUGGCAUACAAAUCACCUGAAAGUCACAGCAAGCAUGCUGAAAAUGGAGAAAAUGAGAGGGGCAAUGUGGAUCAUAUUCGUCUUCUUUCUUUUAAAUGCAGCUCGUAGUCAAGAAAUUGCAGACAGCAAAUGCAGCAUUGAGUUUGAUGGAGAGUGUGUCAAGAGGGUGAGCUGCACUGUCGAAACAAAUGUUGUUAAAGAGAAAAGCGAACUCUUCGUCUCAUACAAAAAUCAAGAGCAGAUAGAAGAAGGUAUUGCAGAUUGUAAGUGGAGUCUGGAGACAUUUUACUGCGACCCUUCUAAAGGAUACUUUUGCGAGUUAAGGAUGCCAACAAACUUUUCUAUUUUCAUAAACACAACAGCAAGAUGCGUGACUUCUGGACAAUUCAUCAUUGAUGCAGCAAAUCAGCAAUCCAUUAAGUGCAAUGUUUCUGAGUACAAAAGAAAUACUCCUGACCAAUUCAAUCAGAGUGUCAGCACAACUACAAGCGGAGGCAAGUACCUUGUGACUCUGGGAGACAGCAAGAAUAGUGUUAAGUGA